Vicia villosa (hairy vetch) is the source of this 1594-nucleotide messenger RNA. RefSeq names its product protein THYLAKOID ASSEMBLY 8-like, chloroplastic. The record is from RefSeq and is a predicted model, not a curated record. The transcript is spliced from 3 exons. NCBI's taxonomy places the organism in Eukaryota, Viridiplantae, Streptophyta, Magnoliopsida, Fabales, Fabaceae. Gene Ontology annotation, molecular function: protein binding; RNA binding. The coding region runs from base 174 to 959 and encodes 261 amino acids. Gene Ontology annotation, biological process: Group II intron splicing; chloroplast organization.
CAUUAAUUCAUGGGUACUACUGUAAUACACAUAGAGGGAGAUAAAACUGAACCGGUUCAAAAUUCUCCCCAAAUCACCAUUUUCAUCGUUCUCCACCUUCUCCUUCUUCUUCAAUCCUCUCCCCGAAAUUUUCCCCCAAUCUCUACCAAUUUCUCUGUCUCUACAUCUCCAAGAUGAUACUCAGAGCAACCGGUUCAAUAUUCCGAACAACAGAGCUUUUCCCAACCCCAAUUUCAAUCAGCAACAACAACAGAAUCAAUUACUAUCACUUCCUUAACAACCAUAGAAGAACCAAAGCAACAACAGUAGUUUGCGGUCUCCGUUCAUACCAAAAAAGAAAGCCACCGUCAAUGGUAAUUUCAAAAGAAAGCGUUUCAGUAAUUCACGCUCUCAAACUCGCCAAAAACUCCGACGAAAAACUCAACCAAGUUCUCAAGUCUAAACUCCUCCGACUCUUGAAGGCUGAUGUCUUAGACGUUUUGGCUGAAUUGCAAAGACAAAACCAACUCCAUUUAUCUCUCAAGGUUUUUGAGUUUAUUAUUGGUGAUGAGGAAGAUAGGUGUGAUGAUACCUUGUUACUGUCUUUGUAUUCUGACAUGAUAUUGUUAUUGGGGAAGAACAAGAUGAUUGAGAUGGCGGAAGAGAUGUUUGAUCGGGUGGUGGAGAAGGGGUUGAAGCCGGAUACGAGGUUGUUUAAUGAGAUGAUUGGGGUUUAUUUGCAAGUUGGUAAUAAGGAGAAGGCGAUGGAGGUUUUUGGAACGAUGAAGGGUUCGGGUUCGGGGUGUUUGCCGGAUGAAUUGACUUUUACGAUAUUGAUUAGGAGUUUGAUGAAGAAUGGAGAAAAUGAGCUGGUUGAAAGUUUGAAGAAAGAGAGUUUUGACUAUGUUAAUGCACCUGGUAAAUUUGUUCAGAAAGUCCAGCAGAUACAUGCAAAAAGACGUGUCAAUCUGGUUGUGUAAUUUCCUGCGUUGAUGGGGGCUCUAGUGUACUGGUUUUAUCGGAGAUGCUGCGUUCAGUAUUCUACACAUUCGAGCUUUUCAAUUCAACAUUAUUUUUGUGCAAAUACUGUUAGUGGCAACUGUCAAUUUGGUUGUAAUGAUGGCAUAUGCGAAUGGGAUAGGCACUAAUGGUUUUAGAAUGGUUAGGGUAGCCAAAUUAUAUAUAGUUGUGGGUUGUUGCAAUGUUAGUGAGGGCUUUGGCUAAUAUGCAUAAGGAUUUAUGAUCUUGUUGAGAAAGUCAUGGUAGAUUUUUAGAUGGUAGCAUUAAGAGUAAAAGUUUUGCACUUAUCAACUAAGCAAAUCAUUAUUGACAUUAAAUCAGAUAAGACUCUCAAAUCAAGUAUAAUUUGACAGAACUGUCUAUUAACUCCAUUGGUUGUUAAAAUCAUACUAGAUAGUGAUGGAUAGUUGAGGCCGGCCAUGACCAAAAAGCCCUUGUGGCGCAAUUUAGUUCAGCUUUGAGGAUGUUAUUGGAUGGAUUGAAAUUACUCUUAAGAUUUAAUCGGUUUAAAGGGUCAUUUUCAGUUUUUAGCUUGAAUAUCAGCCCUAACUUUGCUUCACCUUCCUCCCUCUCUUUCUGCACAGUCAUCGUGUUC